Molecule: messenger RNA, 2458 nt
Organism: Telopea speciosissima
Lineage: Eukaryota; Viridiplantae; Streptophyta; Magnoliopsida; Proteales; Proteaceae
Exons: 5
Coding region: 206-2323 (705 amino acids)
Source: RefSeq, a predicted model, not a curated record
AGAAUUGAUUAAAUUCACGAUUUUUGUGGUUCUCUCGAUUGAUUUGUCUGAGUUUCAGACUGUUAGCUCUCUUGAUCACUUCUCUGGUUCGAUAUCGAGAAGUUUGAAAGAUUUUGUUGAGCGAAUCGGUGUUUACGGCGGAACAAAAAGGUUCUAGUCUUGGAACUUAAGAAAAUUUCACAAAAUUUAAUUCCUGAGAUUUGAAAUGGAAAACCCAAAACGAGAAGGCUCGAUUGAUGAGAAUAAAAUUGAGGGAUCGGAUCGCUUAAAUCAAACUUCCGAUGAGAUUUCUGACGAAUCUGCUGUUGGUGUUUCGUCGAGGGAAUCUGAAGUCGCUUGUGUUAGUUCUAGAGGCCCUUCGAUCACUUCUCGGGAGAGUGGGAGAAUCUCUGGAAGUGAACGUGAUCUUACUGAGAGGCUUAGGGGUAUCUUCAGAGAUGAGGUUGAUGAAGAUCUGUUGCUACAGAGAACCGAUCAAGGAAACGGCAUCCUUCAGUGGCUACAGGCCUUGGAUGUGCAGGUUAUGGGAGGCUGCCGUGCCGAUGAAAGGCUGAAGCCGUUGCUGAAGCUGAAUGUCUCGAGUGGUGUUACGGAUGAUUGCUUGCUGGCGCAUAUAAGUCAGCAUUUCGAGGCCCCAGAAGUUGGUAUGCUGGCGAGAUGUUUGUGCAUUCCGCUCGUUACCAUGCGUGUGGGGAAGGUCGUCAAGCAAGGAACCCUUUUGUGUCCAACCGCUAAAAGAGGAAAUCUCUAUAUCACUCUUUUGCCCACAUCUGAUUUGCGCGUCUCAUUUGCUGGGGAUGAUGGCUGCACAGAGAAAGUAGUUACAUUGAGUAGCAAUUCUGAAAGCUCUGUGGCAAUAGAAGAUAUCCCAGCUGACAAUUCUGGUCGUUCUUUCCUAAUAAAGCUACCAGAUGGGAAAGUCUCAUACUUCUGGUGCUCGGAAAAAUCAAAGCUCCUUGGCAUGGAGUUGCUUGCAAAGAUGAAGGAUAUUGUUAAUAGGAAGCCUUCUUUAGCUCAGCUAACUGGCAUCAGUGAGUCACGCCUCGACUGCUUUGCAACUCAUCUCCGUGCUUAUCUAAUUGGGUCAACAGUGAGCAACCCCCAAUCAAAUGCAAAUGUGUCGUCUUUUUCUUCAGUGGGUACUGUAUCCAACUCUCCUGAGUUGGACCCAAUCAUCCAACUUGUGCCUGCAUCUACAAAGCCAUGCCGUGCACGAUACAACAGUAGUCAAGCAGUAAAAACUCAUGCCCUCUAUCAAGGCAGCCUCAGCCCAAGAUCUAAUUCUUUCAAGGAUGGCUUGCCAAGGAACAUUUCCCUUGCUAAAAGUGUUUCUAGGGAAAAGAUCAAGCGACGGGGAGAUGGUCAUCUUUCAGUUGAGAACCUACCUGUUGCUUCCACAUCUGCUGCACAAGGAUGUACUACUACCUGCACUAAAAAGGACGACCACCUUCUGGAGGUCAGUGGAUCCCAGCCCCUAUUGCCAUUAGGCUUCUUGCAAUCUCUUGGGAAGCUGGAUUCUCUACCCGCAUUAAGUCCAUUGUCAUCCCAAAUUCCAUCCAUGAGUGCUUCAAAUUAUUCCCCCUACUACUGCUGGUGCCCUCCCUGCACAUCAACCUUGCAAUGCUCUGCAACACUUCCACAACUUCCUAUCCCCUGGAGUGAUUCUUUGUCACUGCCUACUGUGUCUUCCUUAUUAUCGGACAUGAGAUCCCCUAGUACCCUGUUCCCACCAAAAAGUUCUCUUGAUAUCACUGAUAUCAUAUCAUUGGAUUUCCCCGCUCUCCUGCCUGACCCAGUGAAUCAGUUACCCCUCCCAGUUUCUUCGAUCAUCUCUGCAGUAAGCUCGCAGCAGAUUCCAACUUUCACUCCCUUGAUGUGUGACCCUAUAGUGCACAUUCUUGAUGUCUGCUCUUCAGGUCAAGGCUACUUGGUCAGUGCAGGGCCUGCUAUUUCAACCACUAUACCAUCUUUGCACCCAAACAUUGUGGGCCCGUUGAUGGCAGAAACAGAAUCAGUGGUAGAGAAGGGUGCAAGGGAAACGCUUCGGCUGCUCAUUAGUUCAACUCAGACAAAUCCACAACUGAUGGGUGUGCUACCUGUUUUGAACAGCACCGACGAAAAACAUGGUAACCUUGCUGCAGAAAGCAGGGCACUUUAUAAUGGAAUAGGAGAUGUUGGCGCCAUUGAAAACACAGGUGGUGUGGUGGGAUUAGUUUCUCGGCAAAUGAUACAUUGCAGGGAGGAUGAUUUGGACAACAUAUCACAGGUUACGGAGGGCCCUGAAAAGUCCUGUUCGGAUGAUAGUGGAGGGGCUACAGACUGACUGGAAUGUUGAAAGUUUUUUGCCUUUUGUUUUUGCACCUCCACGGCAUGUAUCCAAGGAAAAGUGUAAAUAUGUAUGUGCUGUAAUUCGGACAUUUUCUAGUUCGUUGAAAAGCUUAUAAUUGAUGCGAGUCAA